Molecule: messenger RNA, 1113 nt
Organism: Lycium barbarum (goji berry)
Lineage: Eukaryota; Viridiplantae; Streptophyta; Magnoliopsida; Solanales; Solanaceae
Exons: 2
Coding region: 1-1113 (370 amino acids)
Source: RefSeq, a predicted model, not a curated record
AUGACUUGGUACCAUCAUUUACCUGAGCACUCUAUUACGUCUUUUGCAAAGCUCGCAGAUGUAUUCAUCAAAACUCAUGCCGAAGCAAAAAAGGUGAAAGCCAGGAAGGCCGAUAUAUUCAGAAUAGCCCAGAAAGAUGACGAGUUAUUGCGGGAGUUCGUGACAAGAUUUCAAAAGAAACGACUGCUCCUUCCCACAGUACCAAACGAAUGGGCAGCGGAAGCCUUUACUAAGGGUUUAAAUCCAAGAAGUUCUAGUGUAUCACUGAAAUUGAAGGAAAUCUUGUUGGAGUAUCCAACAGUAACAUGGUCGGAUGUGCACAACCGAUAUGAGUCAAAGAUACGCGUAGAAGAUGAUCAGUCGGAGCUUCUGGCUGGGACUGUAGGAAGAGCCAAGGGACGUGAAAAGACGAAACAAGUAGCAAAUUCAUACUUGAAAGCAUUAAAAGACAGAUAUAAACCUUAUGGAGCCCCGGAGCGGUCAAACUUCUGGUCGAAGCGAAGAGGUUUACAAGAUAAGAAUGCCGCUGGGACUUCCUUUGCUAACAACGUGGAAAGUCCCAGGUUGUCUGAAUAUAACUUCAACAUAGAUGCAGCUGAGUUGGUCUUAGCAAUUGGGCGUAUUGAAGGGGAAAAAUUCUCGAAAGAUAUCCAAACAGAUCCUAACCUAAGGGAUCAGAGGUUGAUAUAUGCAUACCAUCAAAUGCAUGACCAUCGGACUGACGAUUGUCGUCACUUGAGAGAUGAAGUAGCACGACUAUUAAAGGAAGGACACUUGAGAGAAUUCUUAAGUGAUCGGGCCAAGGAAAAUUACGACAAAAAUAAAGAUGUAAAUAAGCCUGCAGAACCAGUUAAUCCACAACAUCUUAUUAACAUGAUUAUCGAAGGAGCAGAUGUUGCCGAAACCACCAUCGUGGCUUCAAAGAAAAUGAAGGUGACGGCGCUUCGAGAGAAGAGAUCCAGGGAUUACCUACGGAAUGAGACGAUCACUUUUAAUCAUAAAGAUGCAGAGAAUAUUUCCCAUCCGCACAAUUUCACGUUGGUAAUUUCUGUUAAUAUUAAUAAGUUUCUUGUUAAACGUAUUUUGAUUGAUCCAGUAGCUCGGCCAAUAUAA